This is a messenger RNA of Brettanomyces bruxellensis, 888 nucleotides long. RefSeq names its product 2-hexaprenyl-6-methoxy-1,4-benzoquinone methyltransferase (gene COQ5). The record is from RefSeq and is a predicted model, not a curated record. The coding region runs from base 1 to 888 and encodes 295 amino acids. The transcript has a single exon. Gene Ontology annotation, molecular function: methyltransferase activity. Gene Ontology annotation, biological process: ubiquinone biosynthetic process. NCBI's taxonomy places the organism in Eukaryota, Fungi, Ascomycota, Pichiomycetes, Pichiales, Pichiaceae.
AUGGUUGGGAUUGAAUUGGAAAUAAAAGCCAUCGCAAACAGACUUAGACAGCCAUUUAAUCGGCUGUUUUCUACUUCUCUCCGAGCAUCGAAUGAGGAAGCCAAGCUUGCUGAUUUCGGUUACAGAAAGGUUCCAGUUGAACAGAAGGAAAAGCUAGUGCAUGGUGUGUUCUCUUCUGUUGCAUCAAAUUACGAUAUUAUGAAUGAUGUGAUGUCAAUGGGUAUUCACAGAUUGUGGAAAUGCCAUAUGAUUAACAAGCUAGAUUGUGGUAUGCGCCCAAAUUCUGGCAAACCACUUCAAUUUUUAGAUGUUGCAGGUGGAACUGGUGACGUGGCAUUUGGCCUUCUUGACCAUGCGAACGAAAAGUAUGGUGAUAAUGAAUCAAAAAUGAUUGUUGCAGAUAUUAAUCCUGAUAUGCUCAAAGAGGGUGAAAGAAGGUGUCUCAAAACCAGGUAUGCCAAUUCUCCAAGAAUCAAGUUUAUGGUUCAAAAUGGCGAAAAGCUGGAAUCAAUUCCGGAUAACUCAAUUGAUGUCUACACGAUCGCUUUCGGAAUUAGGAAUUUCACAAAUAUACAGGCUGGGUUGGAUGCAGCCUACCGUGUUAUGAAGCCAGGUGGAAUAUUCGCAUGCUUAGAAUUCUCGCAAGUUCAUGAUCCUGUAUUGAGCUAUUUAUAUGAUUUGUAUUCUUUCUCAUGUUUGCCAAUGAUGGGUCAACUGAUUGCAAACGACAGGGAUUCGUACGAAUACUUGGUUGAAAGCAUUAGAAAGUUCCCUAACCAAGAGAAGUUUGCCAGUAUGAUUCGUAAGGCUGGAUUUUAUGUUCCUGGUAAGGGCUAUGAAGAUUUGACAUUUGGCGUUGCUGCCAUCCACUUGGGUGUUAAGUUAUGA